This is a messenger RNA of Leptopilina boulardi, 894 nucleotides long. RefSeq lists its product as uncharacterized. Lineage: Eukaryota; Metazoa; Arthropoda; Insecta; Hymenoptera; Figitidae. The transcript is spliced from 4 exons. Bases 113 to 808 code for a protein of 231 amino acids. The record is from RefSeq and is a predicted model, not a curated record.
UUUGACAGUUUUAAAUUUACAAAACCUUAAUUUACCUCAAACUUCGUUGGAAAAAUAUUUUUUUUUUUUUUGUACAAUUUUUGUGAAAUUACAUUCAGUGAAUAAUUCAAAAAUGGAACCUCAACAGGAGGCGAGAGACAAUAAUAAAGAAGACAAAAUUCAUGAAGUAAAAACUUUAUUACAAGAAGUGGUGGAAGUGAAAAAUUUAAAUUUUUCCAAUCAAGAAUCUUGCGGUGAUUGGAAUAAUGUUUCAAAAUGGAAUGAAAAAUCAUUUUUAAGUGAAAAUGAAGAAUUAAAGACAACAUGGAGAAGUCGUAAUAUUUAUAAUAGUAUUCCAAAGACAAAAUUUCGUGCUUAUUGGCAAGAUCGAUUUUCUGAUUCAAAAAAUUUAAAUUUUGAUUCGUCGCUGAUGAAAAUUGGAGAAACAAAUUUUCUAUCAAAUUUUCGUGAUUUUCUCGCCACAUAUCAAGAAUCAACUGGUACACCAUCAACUGAAUAUUCAUUUGUGUCAUUAAUUAAAGUUUUGGGUGAAGCGACGGGAAAAUCUUUACUCGCAUUGAUUUAUAUUAUUGUCAAUACGGCUCCAGUUAUUGAGAUUUUUCUCUACAUUUUGAGAUUUAUUCUGGACAAAUUGAUCAGCAUUCGAGCAGCUGAAGAUUAUCGUCAAAUUUUUAUUAAAUCAAUUAUUCUUCUUAUACAAUUUCUCAGUAUUUACAUUUGUUUAGCAUUUAUAUUUGGCUUUAUUUUAAUUCCAAUAGUACAAAUUGUCUUUAAUAUAAUGACAAGAGUUAUGUUGUUUGAUCGAUAAUUUAAAGAAAUAGAAAUUAAAAAUUUUUGUUCUAAAAAAAGGGGGGGUAUUUAAAAAAUGAAAAUAAUUGAAAAAAAAAAAUUUUU